AGUGUGGUGAGUUUAUCGCUCAGUGAAGAAAGUGCGCGAUUUGUUUUCAUUGCAUUUUCCCGAGGAAAACUCAGUGUAAAGUAGGUAAAAGCGAGUGAAAAUGGAGCUUUAUGAUAAUUACCUGAUGAGACACUAUGAGGGAGACAUCGGAAGCAUGCUGGCGUCGGAUUUAAGCGAGGGUUCCUACACAAUCUUCGUGGACAUGUACCAUCUGCAGCACGAGGCGCCGGAGCUGUUCAAGCGCCUCCAGGAGGACGCCUGGGAGGAGCGCAGAAAGUGGAAUGCCAGCCUCACGAGAGUGCAGCAGCAGAUUCUGCAUCAUGAUCCCUUCCUGGUGGAUUCCGACGUUUUAAGGGACUCCUGCUCUGUGACACUCCACAAUUUGCCCGCGUCCGCGGACACACACUUCUCCACGACUUUUCCCAACCUCGAGCACAUAGGGAAACUCAUCCAGGUGAAAGGAAAUGUUAUUAGACUAUCGAGCAGGACUUAUAUUGAGUCCAAGCGAGAAUAUAUCUGCUCAAAGUGCAAAAAGAGUGUUCUGUGUCAUGCCUUGUAUGCAAGGACGUUCUUCUUCAGUGCGCCCACGCGCUGUCCGGACGCUUUUGGGCCCAACAGGUGUCGAGGAACGAUGCAGCCAAAGCUCACGCAGCCGAACGAGAUGAACUGCAUGGAUUACCAGGAGUUCCGGAUGCAGGAGCUUUCUGGGGAGUCGCGCAUGCCGAGGACACUCUUCGUCACGCUGGAGGACGACAUGGUGGAGUCUUGCGAGCCCGGGGAUUGCGUGGUGGUGUGUGGCGCGCUGCAGCUGCAAUUCCUGUGCACGAAGGAGCACGUGAGACCGAUUGUGCGGCUGGUUCUGCGCGCGAUUAGCGUGUACAGUGAUCAGAAGCGUUCCAGCAGGAAAUUUGCGGACGAGGCGCUGUAUGCUCAGCUGAUGUGGCAAGAGAUUGUGGAGAGUGAUGGUGAGGCGAGGGCGCGUGAGAAAAUCGUGUCGUCCUUCUCGCCGAAGACACUUGGGCUGCAGUGCAUAAAGCUGGCCAUUUGUCUGGUGUUGUGCAGCGGCGAUGACACUCUGCCGCUGGGCAAUGUUGGUCACGUGCGCCAGAAUUCGCACAUCCUUCUCGUUGGGGAUCCGGCCAUGGGCAAGUCUAAGCUCAUCACAUUCGCCAAGGAUGUGGCACCGCGAGCGAUCUACACGACUGGCGUGGGCUCGACGCAGGCCGGCCUCACUGCGGCGGCGGUUAGGGAGAACAAUAAGUGGCAUCUCGAGGCGGGCGCUCUGGUGCUGGCGGACGGUGGCGUGUGUUGCAUUGAUGAGUUCCAUUUGCUGUCGAACAACGACAAGGCGAGCAUUCACGAGUGUCUGGAGCAGCAGACACUGAGUUUGGCCAAGGCGGGAUUGAUUUGCACACGCCGGACGCGCUGUUCAGUAAUUGCGGGCAUGAAUCCGAAGGUAAAUCCCAAGGGAGACACACUGGAGGAACUGGAAGUGGCGGCAAUAGGACUGAGCAGUCCGCUGCUCUCGCGCUUCGAUCUUAUUUUCCGGAUGCAGGAUCAGUACGAUUCGCACUGGGAUGGCAUGAUUUCGUCACACUUCAUGAAAUGGGUGGUGCGCGACUUCGUCGAAGAGGAAGAAGAAGAUGGGCUGUGGGACAAGACCAAAUUGCAGGCUCACUUUGUCAUGAUCAGAGACAUUCAUCCGACCAUGCAAGUGAACGCCGAGAGAAUCCUUAAGGAAUACUAUACACUCUGUCGACAGACGUACCAAAAUGUGGCCAGAGGCAGGACAACGAUGCGACUAUGGAAUAGUUUGGAGCGUCUCGCGAAGGCACACGCCAAACUCAUGGCUCACACGAGAGUCACUCUUGUGGAUGCCGUGGCGGUGAUCUUCCUGAUGGAGUCUUCCUGGGGCUACGGUGGAAUUCUGCCCCCAAUCAAUGUGAUAAACGAAGAGCUUCCUUAUCCAACUGAUGAGAUGAUUGAUCAAGUGCUCUUUGCACUGUCGCUGACCAGAGAAGAUCUCUCUGGUGGCGAUUCUGAACCGCCCAGUGAGACGAGAAAGAGGAGUCAACCUGAAGAUGUAUCACCAGUACAACGACCUGAGAAGAGAUCAACUCAAUCUUCCGCAACAUUGCAUGCCACGCAGGAUUUUCUUCGUCAAGAAAUAGCAGAAACGGCAGAAACAAGCUCAGGAUACAAGUCUGCUUUUAUGAACCUUCUCAGUCAUCAAGGAGAGUCUCUGAAUCUGGAACUGGACGACGUUGAUCCCCUUCCGGAGAGGCAGGAAUCCAAUGGCGAAAGCACAUCCACGGCGCCUUCGUCAUCAUUUCAGCUGAAUAUUGCUGAACUGCGUGAAUGUCUGGACACAGAAAAGGACAAUGAAGGGACUUCCACCGUCAAGGGUUUCCUCGCUGACCAGUUCAAGGACUUUGACUGUGCAGACCUGGAGUUAGAGUAACAUUUCGG
Phlebotomus argentipes is the source of this 2469-nucleotide messenger RNA. Its product is annotated as DNA helicase MCM9-like. The record is from RefSeq and is a predicted model, not a curated record. NCBI's taxonomy places the organism in Eukaryota, Metazoa, Arthropoda, Insecta, Diptera, Psychodidae. Gene Ontology annotation, cellular component: nucleus; MCM complex. The transcript is spliced from 5 exons. Gene Ontology annotation, biological process: double-strand break repair via homologous recombination. Gene Ontology annotation, molecular function: single-stranded DNA binding; single-stranded DNA helicase activity; ATP binding. Bases 101 to 2461 code for a protein of 786 amino acids.